This is a messenger RNA of Columba livia (rock pigeon), 22947 nucleotides long. It is a transcript of the gene CSNK1G3, whose product is annotated as casein kinase 1 gamma 3. The transcript is spliced from 12 exons. NCBI's taxonomy places the organism in Eukaryota, Metazoa, Chordata, Aves, Columbiformes, Columbidae. Gene Ontology annotation, cellular component: cytoplasm; plasma membrane; nucleus. Gene Ontology annotation, molecular function: protein serine/threonine kinase activity; ATP binding. The coding region runs from base 19160 to 20719 and encodes 519 amino acids. The record is from RefSeq and is a predicted model, not a curated record. Gene Ontology annotation, biological process: signal transduction; endocytosis; positive regulation of canonical Wnt signaling pathway.
GCGUGCGUUUGUACUGGCUCGGUUAGCAGGUUAGCAUAUUACAGGCAAACUGACCUGCCAGUGCCUUUUUUUUUUUUUAAGUUAUUUAUAAACACUCUGGGUGUAAUGGUUUUAACUUGGAGUCAUUAAAAUCUCUUAAGAGUGAUGUUUCAGGUGAUGUGCUGUGAAACUUUCACAGAGCUUAUUUUCAGGUUUUUCUGUUGACUUAGCUGUCAAAACCUUAAUGCGUAUUAAAGUGACAUGCUAUGCGUAAAAGGAGUCGGAAAACAAAUGAAGAUAUUUUCUUUAUGCAUUUUGUAUGUAACAUAUUUUGUAAGUACGUAUGUAGUGAUAUAGACUGUGUAAAAUUAUUCUUUAUUUGCAUGUUCUUAAGCAUGAUAAUAAGUGAAGCACACUGUUAUGUGCAUUAAAUGUUGCUACCUGGCUUAUGACUAGUCAGUUUUAGGAAUAAACAACUUAUCUGCACUGUAGACUCACAACUUUUCUGAACACUAAUGUCUAGUGGGUGCAUUUUAUCCUGAGCUGUGUUGGGAUAUUUAACCCCAAGAUAGGAAUAAUGCAGUUUUCCUCUUAGAGGGAAAAGAUGAGAUAGAGGUUUGUUAACUAUAUUUUAGGAGAUCGUUUCUACUGAUCUCAACAUGCUUCUGUCAAUUUCUUUUGAAUGGACAAGUUUCAGCAAGUGAAACAAUGUUUAGAAUAGAAAUAAGUGGUAUUUUAUUGUGCUGGCCUGGCAAACAGCAGAUUAGUUCAUCAGCUGAGAAUGACUUUCAGCUAAUGAAAUUAAUCUUUGUGUGUUGCUAAUGUGCUUUUGAACCAAAUGGAUAUAAUUGUUUCUAAAAUGUAAAUGAAUUGCAGAAUCUAGAGUACAAGUUCUGAUAUAAUGAUACAUAAGUUUUUCUGUAAGUGGUUUUUGUUGUGUGGUGUUGUGUGUUGGUUUUUGGUGUUUUUUUGUGUGUUUUUUUUUUUUUUUUCCUUUCUGUGUGUUCAAGAGGAAGAUAUUCAGGGUUAGGAGAUUCAACCAGUUUGUUUGGAAGACUUGCAGGCCCUGUCUUAGCUGUUCUGAAGUUAUUCUUCCAUUAAAAAAAAAAAAAAAAAUCACUGGGCCUGCAAAAGAGUUUUUCCGUAUCCAGUUCAGUUAUGUACAAUUAACAAGACUGAAUUUACUUCCUCUGGCAAUUUUUCACUUUUUCUUAGUCUCAUAACUAGAUAUUUUUGAAGUUGAUGCAAUAUAUCAAUACUUAGCAUCCCAUCUGCAUUCACAAAGUGUGUUCUAUGAAAAUUUGGUUCUUUAUGCUUCAGUAGUGACUAUGCUAAGUUGUUCUGUGAUUAGAAGUAUCCAAGUUACAUGUAUUUGUAACAUCUUUACUUUUGUCUUAAAAUUGUGUUUUAUAAAAUAUUAAGAAGUCUUCUGGUGUUUAAGAUGAAUUUAGUUUAGUUAUGACUCCAAGGCAACAAUAGAUCAAAUGUGAGGAACAGGGAAGUGGCAGUGGUUACUUUUCUCCAGUAUCUUGUAAUUAUAGGAAACUACUUUCUAAAGAACGGGGUACUGAUCAGCUGCAUUAACUAUCUUAACUAUCUCAACUUUUCUUAAUAAUUCAUACUAGCUAAACAGUUUCUUUCAGUUUGUUGUAAACAAACAUAUAGGUACUUCUCAUUUCUUAGAUUUUUCAUUUUACUUUUAACUGAUGGUUUUGGGCUAGCGUACACAAAAGCAAUAACACAAUUAAAGGCAUACACAAAUCACAGGAAGAACAAAUCUGUGGAGGAGUUUAGGGUGCUGCUUCUUCACGGUUUAAGCUCACUGAUUCAACUGGAAGCUAUCUGCAAGAGUUUUCAGUUGAUCCUGCAUACCCCACCUGCAGUUGUAUGGGCAAAGGAGCUGACACAGUGUUUAGUGGAAGAGUGGACUUUUCAGCAGCGGACUGUGGUUGGAUGAUACUAAACUCAUCAUGAUAAGCUGGGGGUUAUUUAGCAAUAAAAUGGAAUGGUAUAUUCAGGGAGCAAGUAAUGUACCCUAGAAGAAUAGGUAAAAGCUUAAGAAUUACAACAUGUUGUUUGCUAUUCUUUCAGAAGUGUUUUGAGAUUUCUAGAUAAUUGUUUUCCAUGAUCUAUUCAGAGAUGAAGAAGAAGUAACUUUUAUCUGAUUGCCAUGUACUUUCUGGCAUUAUUUUUUUUUUUCUCUCUAUGCAAGCAUUUUAAUGCUUCCUAAGUGCUGCUGUAGAACCAAUGCAGUGAAAUCAAGCCUGCUGCUGCUGAGCUUGUUUUUCUGAGCGUGGUUCAGAGUAGCUUCCCAGACAUUGUCGCUGGUGUUCUAGAGGUUUGUGGGCCACAGCUGAAAUAGUUCAGUGAAGGAAAAUGUAUGUGUUUAAGCUAAAUAGUUGCAUAAAUAAAAGCAGAGUAGUAAGAAAGUAGUUAAAAGCUAGGCUGGUGAUCACAGAUAAAAGACACUAACUGAAACAUCUGUCCUUCCUUGUGACCUUAGGUAAGCCACUUAUAGUGGAAUGUCUUCUCUUCGGAGUAGGGAGAAUGUAGAAAAGGAGACAUGAAACGGCAGCCUGUGCUCUAGAAUUGGUUUGGAUUUUGGUUAUUUAGAGUUUUUUGAAAGCUGCACUUUCAAAGGGAGUUCUGAAACUCUUAGUAAGUAGUAAAGUACUCGGCUAUGUUUAAAGAAUGUAGAUUAAUUAAUUUUGAUCAGAUUUAGUUCUAUUUAGUUCUAGUGUUCCAUAGAUAUGUUCACUACCUUGAAUGAAUGAGUAGGAUGAUUUUUUUUCAAAGAAAAAGGACAGAAAAUAUUUUAAAAUAUUAAAUAUCUAACACUUUCAGAAUAUUAAAAAUGUGUUUACCAGUGCAUCCUCCUAGGAUGUUUAUUCAACUACAUUAUCCUGCAUUUGUUAGAAUUCUUGUUUGAACACAUUUCACUGUAGCUCCCUGUUAUUAAGUUUUCUCUCGGUUGUUUAUUCCUUUAUCUGAUGUAUCUGAGUAUAUUUACACAUAAAAGCUCAGCAUAUAUUUUAGGAAAGCUUUUUAAUACAAGAUAGAUAAUAUCCACUUUUGGCUUUUAGAAGAGAGGUGUUUUAUACAGAACAAGCAUACCCUGUAGGUAUGGAAAGAUGACUUUUUUUUUCAUACUAUUUUUGUGUCUAGUAUCCUAUUGCUGCCUUGUGCAGUGGAGUUAGGAAUGGGAGGAGAUAAUAAUGACAAGUCAGAACUGUCAUUGCAAAAAUCUGUACUCAGAUGACUGUAGGUCACAGAAGUCCAUGACAGACACAGAGGUAAGAUUUGCAUACUUCAAGUAGGUUUAUUACUUAAUCUGACAUUGUGUAGAACAUCACUAAUGGAAUUACAACAGUGUUUUCUGUGCUCUAUGAUUGUCCUUGCAAGCUUACUUGUCUGUUUAACAUACCAAGACUUUAACUGUUUUACUUUACUAAAAUCUGUUAGUAAUUUAAUGUCAUUUUCCUAGAAAGGAUUUUUUUUCCAGAUUACAUGGAUGUAAUUGCCUGUAUGGGAAUUUAUACCCAACCACAUGUUUAAAUUAUGUUAUUUUUUUAUUAAGUCACGAUGUGGAUGAUAACAAUGGAAGAUAAUGCCCUCUUCAGUAGUACAGAGAUGUUUUAUGACAAGGCCCAGAAUCCAUUUUAAAGUAUAUCGUUUGACACACUUUCUUGUAGUUUCCACGUUUAUUAAUUGAAUAAUUCUUGAGGUGCCAUGCUCAUUAUUCAGUAAAUCAUGUACAAUAAUAGAAAGCAGAUGGAACAGAAGCAUAGUUAAUGGUGAUGUUUGGGUGGCAACCUAUGGAGGUUACUGGGCACGAGGGUGCUGUAUUUUAAGAGAUGCAGCAAACGUGUGUGAGACAGGAGUCAUUGAAAUUGCAUCGCAGGCUGUUGAAAGGGUCAUAGUCUCUAUUGCCAGGUAUUUGAGUACCUUUCUGCAUUUAAGGCACUAAACAUUUUUCAUUUUAGAUCUUUAUAUUUGGACUUAAAUGAAGCAGCUUGCAUUUCUAUGUGUAAAGACAUUAAAUAAUUUUAAUAUUUCAACAGCUUUUUAAUGUAAUGGUGUAAAGCAAUCUUCUAAAGGUGUUCAUUGUUGAUUUAGAGGAGUUCCAGUAGCUCAAAAUUAAGUACAUAAUUAAUUUCAGAUAUCUUUGAUAUUGUUGAUGUCAGUUUGAAUGUAGAUAAUGUCCAUAUAAAAACAGAUAUUAUAUAUAAUAAAUAAUAUAUAUCAUUAAUAUAAUGAAUAUAUAAUAUAUAUAAUUCUGCAGUAAUCUUGUCAAGAUGAAGUAAUAUUGUAGAGUUUGCAGUUAGGGAAAUGGUUACUCUGGGAUUCGUGGGAGACAUGUUUCACUCUAACACUAAUAUUUUCUUACUUGUGUCUUGCAAAUACUGGCUUCUGAAACUGAAGAAGUCCAGUAUGAAGCAUUCUUCCUUUCUCUUUCUAUGGAAGGUUGUCUCAAACAGCUGCUAGUCAUUAAUUUCGUACAGUAUUCCAGGAGGAGAUUGCUCAAGGUAUCAGGUUGUGAAAGUUUUUUACUUCUAUUUAAUGUUUGCUGCUUGUAGGCUGAGGAAUCUCUAAAUCUGGAGGGAAAACAAGUGCUGAAUCUUGAAUUUACAGGUGACAGUAAGCAGACAGAUACUUGUAGCUAUCCACAGUGAAGGAAGGAUGUUACCUGUUCUGUGCGGUUGUAGCUUGAGAGCUGUUCAGCUUAUAUUUUGUGGUACUGGGCAAGCAACAGUACACCGCUCUGCUGAGUGAGAAGUGAAGGCGAUAGUUUUAUUGUGGGAAGAAACUAGGGGUUUUGCAAAAUAGAGCUCAAGAUGUAACAGAGGAAGGCCUGGGAAUUCUGUGGAAACAUGGAAGAUCUUCAGCAAGUUGAAGUUACUACAAAUGAGGCUGUGUGGGUGUUGAACAAAAAUCUGUAGAGAGCUAAGCUUAACUAACCUUGUUACAUUUGAGGAACCAUUUGCUUAGUCUGGAUCUUAGUCUCCCUAAGUAGUAAACUGAGAGUUUGCUACACGGUGCCUGCAUCAAGAUACUGAGUUUUUCAUUUAGUGCAUGAGAAUUUUGUUUUAAAUUAAAAUUGUUGUAGUUAGUUAAUUGCCAUCAGAUGCUGGCAGAACUCAUGCUGGUAGCAUACAGGUUAUUUUGUUCUCUGAACUUUUAAUUUAUACCAGAUUAUUUUGUAUUCAGUGUUGUUUGGUUUUGUAUAAAACUUUGAGAAAUGUGUUUUUUAUGCUGAGUUUCAUACUAAGUCAUUGAUUUAAGUAUAUUUUGUAUGAGGAGAUUAAAUUUAAGAUCGUAACUGUGGCUAUUUUUUUUUUUUAAUUUGUGUCACUAUGUAUCUUUUGUUAUAAAUAUGGCAGUGGCUGGCAUGAUUCUAAUUUUGUGGUUUCUGACACUUUUUUAUCUGUAACAUUUAAUUCCAUUUUAAACUUAUAAAGCAAGAAGAAAACUUUAUGGAAGUUUAUGAAACAUCAUUUAGAACAGCCCAACAGAGCUGACAGUUUAAAAGAAAUUCUACAAAAAUUAAGUCAUGACUGCGUUCAAGCCUGGGAUGCGUGAAUGGAACAAAACUUCUCUGGAACCUGCGUCAUGUUGAUGGGAGAUUGCUGUGGUGCCAGGCACUGAAAUUUAACACCAAGUGACUUUCCGGCUUGUGAUUUUGGUGUUUUCUUUGCUUCUAUCCAGAAAAAGGAGGAAACCUUAACAGUGAGAGGGUGGCUAGGGCUAUAACUUGGGCUUUGUCUGAGCGAGAUGACAAAGGAGUAUUUCCCUCCUCUCAGAUGCCAGUACAUGUAUCCAUACUGGCCACAUAUGGAAGAGCACACUCGGAGCUGCAGUUCAGUACAGUUGUAGUUGGACUAAAGUAGAAGAAGAGCUAUAGGGUAAAGAACUACAAGUAAUUCAGGAACAGUUGAGAGGGCAAAUGAAUUUGGUAAGGUCAAAAUAAGGAAAGUCAGAGAUACUAAAACAUACUUUAAUUAGUUCUAUGUUGUCAGAGCCUUUGAAACUUAAGUAUGUGCCUUUGAAGGUCUGGUCUCAUAAAAAGGAAUAAUGUUCAUUAUUACUGGUAAUAGAUAACUGUUUUAUGGGAUCAAAUAAUGAUCUUUCAGGCCUGAGCAUGUGAUGUCUUAUUUUCUAGGCUUGUUUUUCAGGAGCACAGCACAGUAGUCAAUGUCUGAUGUGACUGCAGUUCAAGCUGAAAAAAUCCAGAGUUAAAAUAGUUUAUCUUGAAUUUGGCUCCUCUCUAAGUUCUUAUAGCAGAAUGUGACUAUGUAAUUAAAGGUAAAGGUGAGGAGGAGUUGUUCUCAGUGAAUUAACUAGAUUUUUCAUUUUGAAAACUGCUUUUCACAAUCACUGUGGAAUGCCAGAACAAACUAUGUGCUUAAUUCUAUCCAAAUUCUAAACUGGAAAAGAGUUUGUGUCUUUUGCACUCUUAGAAAAACAUGUGUGGGGUUUUGUGUGGUGGUGUUUGGUUUGGUGUUUGUGUGUUUGUGUUGUUUGUUUGUUUUUCUCCUCUCACGUCACAGUGGAGUGCUUCACCAUUGUGCUUAAUUUUGUCUUCAGACAUAGUUCUGGUGCUAAACGUGAUGCUGUCCUUGCUUUGUGCUCUAGCUUUUAGAUGUGUUCAACUUCACUGUUUCUUUAGCCUAGCUUUAAGCGAAUCUAUACCUUUCAGUUGUUCUGCUGUAACAGCUGAGUGCGCAUGGUACAAUGUUUGAUGUAGAAAAUUGAAGCAUCCAUUGUACAGCAUUAGCUAGCUCAGCAUUAGCUUUCUGUCAGCUGUGAACAAUAUAGUUCAUUUAAAUGUGUGUGGAGGUGGUGUUGGAAAAGUGAGAAAAACAAAUUACUGGAACGCUGUGUAACCAUAAGUUACAUCCUUUCUCUGCGCUUUAGUUAAUAAACUUUAAUACUGUCUUUAUUUUUUAAAAAUUUAUUCCUUGUGUUGCACCACUCCUUUCUUGAAAACUGACUUUCAAUUGUUACUCUAAAAUUAUGAUUAUAUGAUACUGCAAGCAGGAUGCAUGCACAAAAUAAUAUUAACCAAAUAAACGCUUUCAGUUGCGUGAAAUCUUAAACUGAAGUCAGUGGGAUUUUGUGGUGAAAGCCUGUAAUAAAGUGUGAUUUGUGGAUUAGGUCCAGACUUAGAGGAAAAGUCAGUGAGAAAACAUAAAUGUUUGUGCACUGAACAGAAAGUAGCGGUCCUCAGUUGAUAUUCAUUUUAAAUUUACAGAGAUGAAGAGAUUGUUAGGGGAUCUUAAUUUUUAUGUAGUUAAUCCAGUCUGUCAUUUGGCGAAAAACUGUAGUGAAUUGGGGUGUCCCUGAGUAGUGUAUACAUUUUCUGGUGUAACAGUAUUUUGACCAGAACUGGCAGUUGUGUGAUGGUGAAGACUACAUUGUUGGUUAGGUUCUGUCAUUUGUCACUAAAGAGAAGAGUUUGCCACCUGCCCUUCCUCCUCCUCUUGUGAGGAAGCUGCAGACCGUGAUGACGUCUCCUACAGGCUGAACAAACCAAAUGACUUUAGCUGCACCUUAUACUGUUUCUCCUUCAAACCCUUCACCGACAUCUUAGCCCAUUUCUGGACACUGUCUGGUAGCUUUAUAUGCUUUUUAUCCUGUGUUGCCCAGAACUGCACACAGUGCUCCAGGUGAGGCUGCACCAGUGCAGAGCAGAGUGGGACAGUCACCUCCCUUGCCCAGCUGGCAAUGCUGUGCUGGAUACAUCCAGGGCAUGGUUGGCCCUCUUGGCUGCCAGGGCACACUGUUGGCUCAUGUUUGACUUGCCAUCGAGCAGAAGCCCCAGAUCCUUCUCUGCGGAGCUGCUUUCCAGCAUCUCAUACCCCAGUCUGUAUGUACAGCCAGGGUUGCCGUGUACCAGGUGCAAAAUCUGGCACUUGCCCUUGUUGAACUUGAUGCGGUUGAUGAUUGCCCAGUUCUCCAGUUUGUUCAGAUCCCUCUGCAGAGCCUCUCUGCCCUCAAGAGUGUUGACACCUCCUUCCAAUUUAGUGUCAUCAGCAAACUUACUAAGCAGUCCCUCAAGUCCUGCAUCCAAAUAGUUUAUGAAGACAUUGAAGAGAGGUGGCCCUAAGAUGAAUCCCUGCAGAACUGUGCUAGUGACUGGUCACCAGCCUGACAUAACCCUAAUUACUAGAACCCAUUGAGCCCAGCCCAUAGGCCAGUCGCUCACCCAUUUGUAUUGUGUAUCUGUCCAGCUGUAUGCUGGACACCUUGUCCAGGAGAAUACUGUGAGAGACAGUAUCAAAGGCUUCACUGAAAUCCAAAAAGAUCACAUUGACAGGCUUCCCUUGUGCUAUUAGGUGGGUAACCUUGUCGUGGAAUUAAAUUAAGUUUGUCAAGCAAGGCUUUCCCCUCAUGAGCCCAUGCUGGCUGAGACCAAUGACUGCAUCGUCAUUCAGAUGUUUCUCAAUAACUCCCAGAACAGUCUUCUCCAUGAUUUUGCGAGACACAGAAGUGAGACUGACAGGCCUGUAGUUGCCAGAGUCAUCCCUGUUGCCCUUCUUGUAGAUUGGCACAACAUUUGCCAGCUUCCAAUCGACUGGGACCUCUUGAGAUUCCCAAGAGCGCUGAAAAUCGUGGAGAGAGUUCUUGCUGUGACGUCAGCCAGCUCUUUAUGCACCCUUGUACACAGCAACGAGAAUGAUGCAUACAGAGAUGCACAGACACAGAGUUCUUGUUAGCAGCCAGAGCAGAGCUAGGUAGAGCUGAGUCAAGCUGAUCUGAUCCCUCUUUUAUGAACAAUUCUCAGUUUAUAGGUUUACAGAUACGGGCCUGGACCAAGAGGUUAGACAGGAUGCUUUUUCAAAAAAUGUUGUUCCAAACGCACCACACUCAUCUUGUGACUGUUUCCAGUCACAUUCCCGUGCAUAUCAUGUGGACAGUGUUUCAACCCACUCGUUCACAUGCCCAGGCCCAACAGUCACACAUCAUACACAGGGAGACAGUUUUCUGGCCCAAGGUAUCAUUCUCACUGGCUUGGGCUAUUGCUCCUUACACUCCAAAAAAACCAUGCUUCUGUAUAACCUGUCCAGGGCCAUUUAUGUUUGACUAAUUACUGUGAUUUAAUCAUGUUAGUAUUAUUCAUCCAGAUGGUCAUAUUAGUAUUGAUCUUCCUUUAUCAUACAGGUGGCUGGAGCCAUACACUUGCUGUUCUCACACUUGGAUGAAUCCCAUCAGGCCACAUUGACAUGUAGGGAUCUAGCUGGAGUAGCAGAUCCCGUACAAGUUCCAGAUUGGUUGGGUGUUUGCAGCCAUGGUUUUCUAGCCCAGGGCUAUGGGAGCACCCAUGUCCAUGAUCAGUGUUGAAGACAGAGGCAAAGAAAACAUUAAACAUUUUGGCUUUGUCUACAUAGCGCUGUUAAUAAGGUGACCAUGCUCAUGAAGUAAUGGACAAAUGUUAUUUCUAGUUUGCCUUUUGCCAUUAAUACAUUCUAAAAAGGCUUUUUAAUUGUCCUUCACAGUACUGGCCAGCUUCAAUUCUAAUUGAGCUUUGGCAGCAUGAAUUUCCUCCCUACAAUGGUGAGCAGCAUUUCUGUAGUCCUCCUAUAGAAAGGGUACAGAAGAAUCUGUGGAAAACUUGAGAUUAAGUAAAAAAAGACACAAGUAGUGACAUAGAAAGUACUUGAGAUACAAGCAUCACAUUGUUGGAAGUGCUGUUAAUGCAAGCAAAAUUUAAGUGUAGUUGUGAUCUGUUAGUUGCCUUGGAGUGCUGAAGAACACAAAUCCAGUAUGUUUUGGGGCCAUGUAUACUGAGAAACAAAUUGCACACCUGAGUUCCUGCAUGAUCUGUUAUAAGGAGAUUCAAUUUGCCUUUGAAAUGAGGGUAUUAUGUUUGCUUUCUUAAAUAAAUGUGUCUUCUGAAGUGUGAAGAGUUUGGUCUGCAUGUGAUCAAGAAGUAGUACUUGCUUUGCUUGUUUUACCUCUUUUCUGCUAAAACUGUUGGAAGUAUUUGCAACUCAUUAGUGUAUUGCAUAGCAUAUACGUGAUCUAGUCUUCAGUAUUUUGAAAGACAAGGUGGCUGGGAAAGAAUGUGAACAGUGUUUUUUUGAUAGCUGAAUGUGGAUGCUGUGUAAGAUGUGAUUCAGGUGCAUCUUCACGUCUUGUGUGUUCCACAGGUUUUUCAUCUUAAUGAUGUUGAGACACCAAUCCUCUUAUGCAAAACUGAAAAAGUUUGUCCUUCUUUCUUGCAAAAGAAUGUUGUUUUCUGUGGGGCAGAAUGGUGUUGCUUCAGUUCUUUUGCAGUGUUUCCAAGGUAGUGGUUUACCUGACUGAAGUCACGGGGAUAAGUACUUAAGAAAUGGGAGAAGAAAAGGUUCUUAGAUGAAUCAACUAACAUCUGAAAGUGUGAUUAAUCUUGAGAUGUGCUAGAAAUGGUAGGAAGGAAAGAGCAGGUAAUGCCAAGGUGUGUGUGUAUAUAUAUAUAUAAUGUGAAAAGAUUAAAAAAACCUAGAAAAUUAGGCUGCAUUAGACUUGCGAAAGUUAGACUGAAAUUCCCUAUAUAAAUCAAAUGGAUUACAUUGUUGUGAACAAAAUGAGUUACUAAUAAAUAAGUUUUCAUUAUGUUGAGCUUACGUUUAGAGAACAGCUUAUAAUGAUACAGUAAUGAGCAAUUUUUAUACAGGUCAUUGAUAGCUGGAGAGCAAAAUUGUGUCAGAAGAAAUUAGUUCGGAAUUUUUUUUGUUUUUUGAAACUCAUGAAUAAGUAGCAUCAGUGGAAGUUCUAUGUGCUGAAUAUUUCAGCAUUCUUACUCUCAGUUUUGUCUGAGAUGCUGAUGAUCUUACUUUUUUUCUGCUUCUGAAAUCUGGAAAAUGAUGAAAUUAUAUUCUUAAGUCAAAGUCAGUUUAGUUACAUUUAAUUGACUUACACAGUGAACUUUUUAAUAUCUCUUAUUUUGGAGUUUGUAUGUGAAAGUGUUUUUCUUUUCAGACUCGAAUUAGUGAUAAAAUAAGAAAACAUCAAAGCUAUGUGAUACUGAUAUUAAAAGCAUAUAUUUGUAUGAAAAUAAAGGUAUAGACAAACUUACUGUUAAUAUGUCUUGUUGGAAUAACAAUUCUACUGUUUGGGUGACAUGAAGAUUAUGUGAAUAAUUAAAUAUUUAAUGAUUAAACAGUGGAUUUAUUUUUUCAUUUAAGUAAACAAUGAAUCUGACUAAAUUAUAUAGAAAUUUAGAGUUAUUUUCUAACUCAAAUUCUAUCCCAAGAGGUUUUCAAGGCUAUAAACUAUCCUAAACUUUCAAGGACUCUUCAAUUGAGAACCUUUUUGCUGUAGAUUUGAAGUUUUACAGGUGUCUUCUGUUGCAUGGAGACAUGUAUAUAAAAAUGAAUGAAAAUUUUGCAAUUGUCUCAUAGCUGGGCUAGAAAGAACAACUUAAUCUUUCCGUGGGGCAUACAAACAAUACUAGAAAUAGUUGAUUAGAUAUUUGACUUGUGUGUUGAUUACCUCCCAAUGAAGAUCUCAUUCUGAGCUUGAUUUCAGAUUUGUAGUGUGAAUUGCAGUUUUUCUACUGUUAAUUACUUCUAAAGGAGUUUUGCAGAAUAAAGUUCCAUGUUACUCUAUCUGCGGUCCAAAAGUAUUCAUAACAUUCAAAUGAAUACUGGAAAUGGAACGUGACUGUUCUCCAUGUGAAACAAGGCUACUUAGUAGGUGAAUUAUUCCAUAAAAGCUAUAUGUAAUGUUAGAGGAAGGCUAUUGGAGAUCUGUGACAGAGGCACUAGAAACUUUCUGUGCAUUUUUAGAAGGUGUAAGGAGUAGCUUUGCUGCUAGAUUGAUGUCAGUGCCAAAAAACCUAAGACCUUGGGAAUAAAAGUGUGUGAACAAAGAAGCUUUAGUGGUGAGAAAAACUGAAGAUGGAUGAAAAUGUAGGAGGCUGAGUGAAUUUCUAAAUGCCUUGUGCUAAAAUCAAAGGUGUUUAUUUACUGUCUUUUUGCUUAAUGGAAUAUUUUCUUGUUCUCCCCAACACUUGCACUAUCGUAUGCUUUUUCUAAAAUUAGAGAAAAAUUUUAGUAUACUGAUACUAGCAGUGAUAUAGGAUUUUUGUAAUUAAACUCUGAAAGGUAAUGCAUAUGAUACCUAACUAAGGGAGCAGUUAUGGUUGCAUUUUUUGUUAAUUUUGUCACUUCCUGACAGUGGAGUGCUUUAUUUAGCAGCUUUAAUGUUUUCUUAACAGGUCUAUUUAAUAGCAAAUCUGGAACGUGAAAAGGAGUGAAGCAGCUAGUAAGUUUUUAUUUUAAAGGUGACUUGCACAUUUGAGUGUGAACAUUGUUAUGACAUACACCUCUGAAUAUGUAAACUUGAAUGUACUUACAGUGCUGCUGUUGCUGCAGACAGCCAUUUGAGAGAUGUAUGAAUAAAGGAGGUGCUUAAAUGAGUUAGUCUAUUACCCUGCCUUAUAUAAGGUCCUAGAAAGUCUUUAUUGCACUGAAGUAGGGUUAUUGUUAUGUGGUGUAUAGUCUUUAGUAGUGUUAAAUUGGGCAUUUUCAACUGAGAUUUAGAGAUGUGUAGAUAUGUAUCUUUGUAAUCUAGGGAAGUCUGCAAUGUUUUAUAGGUCUAACUUCUUCCUGUGUGCCAAUCCCUGUAUUAGAAUUUGAACUUUAGCAGCCUGCCGCUUUCUGGCAAUAAUUUGCCCUUGAUCCUAAACCGAACUUUGAAUAGGACAUUCUUACAUGAGUGUGGCUGUGCAAGAAAUUAGAAAUAAUUGUGUGAUAAUGAAAUGUAAUGGUGCUUUAAAAUUACCAGCCCAUCUCGGGCUUUGAGAUUUUUUUCACUAGAAGAUAUGAAAAAAAUUAUGUUUCACUGGGUGUGUAUGAUCUUUGGUAGUGAUGCAACCUAAAGAACUGGAAGCUGUUUCCAGGGCACUUGAAAAUGGAGAACUCCAAUACUAAUAUCAUUAGAAGAUUUUAUCAAAUUUUUGUGGCCUUUUGUAAUUAUUGCUUUUUCUUAAAGCUGAUGUUGCACUGCUCUGUUGGUUUCUGAAUACUGAAUCAAGAAGGAAAAGAUUCAGAGGAUUUAAAGGAAAAUUUCUCCAGUGCAGGUUUAGGUGAAGAUUGUUUAUCUUCACAGGUUUUCUGUAGCAGCAUAUAUUUGCUUAGUAUAGAAUGUAUUCUUUCGGGUGCUGUGUGAAUUUGGAACAAUAGCAGCAAAAUUGUUGAAUAUAGUGAGCAUAUAAUGGAAGAGAGGACAGAACAGGGCCUGAAUAUGUUUUUCUAACAUCCUUUUGUUCACCAUGUAUAUAAUAUUACAGUGUUUUGGUUUUUUUUUCAGUGCCUUUAAACAGUUUUCUUUAGAUCUUUAGGCAAGUACUCUUUAAAUGUAAAUCAUUCAGAGAUCAUAAUCUAUUUGUUAAGAGGAAAAAAAUACUGACAUUUUCCCACAAUGAAUUAAUUUGUAAGGAAGAUAUUUGCUUGAUUUUAUUUCUGUAUGUCUGGUUCUGUGUAUAUUCUUAAGGAGUUCUCAGUGUUCCUAGUUAUUCAGGUUUAUACAACUACACAGCAUGGAUUUAAAUAAAAAAUAGUUUGAGUACAGUGGUGAAUUGAAGGAACAUUUUUGUUAACACAAGUGUAUAGUUCUGUUAAAACUCUUUCAAUUUCUCUGUGUGUAGAGUUUUGUGCAGCAGAGAGAGUGCAAAACGAACAUUUCAAACAGGCAGGAUUUUAUGUGUUGGAAUUCCCUUAUCCAUUAAGUUGUCUAUCAGUCCUUCAAAUACCACAGAAUUGCUCAUCUAACCUUUAAACAGUAGAAAUAUUUAGGAAAUGGUUCUUUUAGUCUUUGUCUUGGCUAUGCUGAAGAAGUAUUUAAUCAACUAUUGUGGUAAGACAGAACAUGACUGAAGUUGUGAAGUCAAGUGCUCAAAAAUUUGGAAGUGGUAAUGGAUGUAGGUGAAUUGUAGCGUGUUCAUUUAAUGGAGCAGAGAAGUUAACAAACCCUUCUGAAUUGGUAGUAACUACUGUGCUUCCAGAGUUAGCAGUUUAGCCACACCAGUGUGAUGGUGAAUCCAAGCUACUAAGUUUUGCCUGACUUAUUACAUAAAAUGUGGGAAAGCAAGUACUCUCAGAAAUAGAUAGUUCUCUAUGGACACAGCAAAUGCAGUUGUCCCUGUGUGCUUCUUCAUUGCAAACUGGGAUUUUGUUUUGGGAUGGUAUUACUAUAAUCUUUUGGCUAAGUUUAUAUGUAUAUGGUUAAUUUGACUAUAGAUUCUGUAUUUAAGCCAUGUGUCGACACAGACAAAUAGCCUGUCUUUUGCCAUCAAUUUUAUUUAUGUUUCUGAAACUGAGACUGAGAUUCCUUUUGGUGUUCUCAAGGUGUUGUGUGUAUGCUGUCAGUCAACUGAAACAUGUGUCUAGCUAUUGUCUUCACUCUUCUUGCUUGUCUUUAUCAGUCAUCUCCUUGCUUUUCAGUCAGUCUCUCUACAGUGCUUAGGAAUGUUUAUGAAAUUCCAUCUAAUAAAGAAAACCUCUAUUAACUGCUAUUAGUUUUGCAUCUCAGCUACUGUGACCGCUUCCUUAAGUCUUCCAGUCUUGUUUCACCUUUUAUCUUCAAUCUAUAUGGAUUGUAGAUCUGAUUUCUGCUUAGGAGCUUAUUACUUUUCCUGCUAUGUAACACCGUUUUGACUCCUUUUCAUGUCUUCCUUUGCCUACUCUUCCUCUUUCUACUCCAUCAUAAACAAAUAUUUCACUUCAAUGACAUUGCUUUGUUAACUUGGCUUUGGUGGUGUGUUUGCCAUUAUACUGAUAUUUAGUAAUUGUUUUUUUUUUUAACAAGAAGGCUUAUUUAAAUAUUAACAAUAUUCCCUGCUGUCUGGCUGAAGCUUAUGCGUCAAGUGUGCUCAUUUAUGCAGGCAGAGAUGACAAAUGAAAAUCAAACAGAAAGUCAAGCUGUGAAAUGAGGACAAGUAUGGCACAUGUUUCAUGUGGAUUGCGUAUGAAGAGAAUAUAGUCCCUGUAGCUAGCACAGAGCAAGAAAAUGAUUAUGCAAAGAACUUAGAAUGCUUACACUUAGGUUUUAUUUUUUCACUUUAAAUGAUGCAUACCUUUGAACAGUGUCUGAAUUCUGAGCCCUACAAUUUAUGUUUAGUUUUCAAAAAAACUCUGCUGGAUCUUCCGUAACAGUCUGGGAAAGCUAAUGUGAUUCACGUAACUUGUAAUGUACUUGCAUUCUAUAUCAGAAGGUUUUGCAUGCCCAAGUAAUUGCAAAUAUUACAUAUAUAUAUAUAUAUAUAUAUAUAUAUAUAUAUAUAUAUAUUUGCCUUGUAGUGCUUUUCCUCUAAAAUGUGAGCAUUAUGGUAAAGAAAAGAUAUUGCCAUCAACAGUAAAACUAUGCCAUAGGUAAGUUCAGUGUAAAUAAACAGAACGGUGAAUACCUUUUGUAUUUGUAAGGUAAAUACAUAAAAGUGUUGCACAGGAACUUUAAUAUGAAGAAAAUCUAAGUGCACUCCUUAUUUCAAAUUAGGUGCAGAUUGUUUUAUUAGGAAAUGUUGUAAGAGAAUGCUUGUGUCCUAGAGAUCUGUGACAGUAAUGCUUUUGUGUCUUCCUUCUGACAUGUACUGUGUGAAAAAUGUACAGGGCUUCUGAUAUUUGUUUAGCAGGAGUCUGAUAAAAGUUGCUGAUUUCAGAUUAUAAAAAAAGCAUAACCAUAAUGUAACUGGAAUAUCUGUGAUUUAUCAUAUAAUAGUUUCAUCCAUAUAUUAGGAUACAUUUUUGGAAACUGAAAUUUAUGUUGUUAAUGCAUUUCAUCAUUUUUACCUUAAAGUUCAGUAAAACACUCAAUAAUACAUUAAUUAAACAUGACAAAAUAUUUUUUAGGAAGGAAUUCAGUAAUCAGUUUUUACUAUGUAUUGUAAAGUAUCUUGCUCUCAGAAUGCUAAUACCAUUUACAAAACUAAUCUACUUGAUAAUACUGAAGCUUCUGGUUAAGCUUAUCAUUAUCCCUAGAAUCCAUUGUGACUUGUCUUUUCUAUUCCUACACUCUCAGUGUUUAAAAUUACAUCUGUCAAACAGCUUGUAGUGAGUCUGUGUGGACACAAACAUUUGGGAAGCAGUGGUUUCUUAAAUUGAAAAGUGUGUGGUACGCUCUUUCUCCUGGAAGCACUUGAUGCUUUAAAAAGGCAGUUACUCUGCUAUAGUGUUUGGAAUUUCACAAAUUUGAAAGCUAGGGGUGUUGCUUUUGUAAACGCACUGUGUGUCUUUGCUCAUGUGCUCUCAGGGAGGACUGCAGGGACCUCUGUGAGGAGAGGCCAGGGCUGUCCUAUGCCAGACACACUGCAGGGCACAGCUGUGCUUGGCAGUGAAGAUGGUGGCACCUAUGGGAAAGCAUAUGUAUGAAAGGGUAAAAAAAGCUUUUAUGAGAGAAACAGUCCUGCAGUCACCAAGGUCAGAGAACAAGGAGGAGGAGGUGUUCCAGGUGCCAGAUCAGAGAUUCCCCUGUAGCCUUUGGUGAAGACUGUGGUGAGGCAGCUGUCCCCCUGCAUUCAAUGGAAAAGACCAUGGUGAUUCAAGGUGUCCAUCUGCAGCCCAUGGAGAAGACCAUUGGUGAUGCAGGUUGUCAUCCAGCAGCCCAUGGAGAACCACAGUAGAGCAGAGAUCCACACUGCAGCCCAUGGGGAGCCCAUGCCAAAACAGGCUCCUGGCAGUACCUAGAGAGGAGUCCGGGCUGCAGCAGACUUUCUGGUAGGACUUGCAUCCCAUGGGGGACCAAUGCUGGAGUAGUCUGUUCCUGAAGGACUGUGCCCUACAGGAGUGACCCAUACUGGAGCAGUUAGUGAAGCCUCCAGGGGGAGCAACCCUGCGCUGGAACAGGGGAACAGCAUGAGGGGGAAGAAGCGUCAGAGAGGAGCUGUUACGGACUGACCACAACCUGCAUUCCCUGUUCCUCUUCGCUGCUCGGGGGAGGGAGAUAGUGGUGAGAGAAGUGAAGGAAUGAAGGUGAGGCUUGGAAGGAGGAGAGUGGAGGAAAGGUGUUCUUAGCUUUGUGUUUAUUUCUCAUCAUCUUACCCUAUUUUAAUUGAAAAUAAUUUAAAUCUUGCCCAAGUCAAGAUCUGUUUUACCCGUGACCGUAACUGGUGCGUGAUCUCUCUGCCUUUACCUUGACCCCCUGAGCUUUUUUGUCUUAUUUUCUUCCACCUGUCCUUUGGAAGAAAGGAAGUAAGUAAGCAGCUGGGUGGAUACCUCACAGAAGACUUAAAAAAGCUAAAAAGAUUUCUCAUAAAUUAGCUCAGUUUUUGAAACUGGUUAAAACUUAAGUACUCUAGCUUCAGUUUCAGAGUGAAUACUGGAAUUAAAAAAAUACUGGCAAUGGUUUCUUUGACAGGAUUCUGUUCCAAAUUGGCUGUUUCAAUUAAUUUAUAAAUUGCUUAAAAGAACAUGCGAUUUGAUAUUUAAGUGCGUAGUGUUAUAUAAUACAUUUUCAGUGUCUGAGGCCGCGUGUAUUAAGUCAUCAAGAAAAAAGGUCUCUUGAUGAAGACUGUAGUACUAGUAUGAAUGACUUGAGAAAGUCUGUUGCCAUUUUCACCUAAUGAGCUGGUAUCUAAAAUACUAGACUGCUAAAGUGUGGAAAAAGAUAUUUAGGUGUGCAAACAGAUUAUUUUUAAAGUGAUUCUGCAUGUAUUGCAAGUCUUAAUCUUUGAUAACUUAAUACUGUUAAGGGGUGGGCUUGGUUAUGAUUUCAACUUUAGAAAUUUAAGAUCUUCCUAUGAUUAUAGGUAUGUUAAAAAUGUAUUAUGCAAACUAAUUUCCUACUGGCAAAGCUUUAGUGUCUUGUUAACUACUGGGCUUCAUCUGGACAAACAUACAUGCAGAACAGCUAAUAUGCUUUGUGUAAUUACAAAAUCUGUCCUUGAGCUCCCAGCUUGGCUUCUCUAGUACUGCCUUAUUGCUACAUGAGCUGAAACAGUGUGGGACUGGAAGCUUUUCCAGUGAUGAUGUACUUUCUUUGGCUCACAAUUGCCUUCUUAGAGUUCACCAUAGCCUUAGUGCUGCUACUGAAUUUCUGGUGCCCUUUGUCCUCGUAUUGCCUGCUUGUAAUUUUGUGCUCCUGUUGCGUCACAACUUCCACCACUUGCAGAACCCAGCCUGUUAUAGGUAAGUUUUUGGCUUGGUUAGCAAGGGUACAUGCUGUGCUCAGGUGACAGUUAAAGACAAAAUGGGGAAAUCUUAAAUAAAUCACAAAACUAGAACUGUUUUAUCCCUCUGAAAUGAAGUUGUGAUGCGUUAGAAGAAUACAACUUUAAACUCAUUUGACAUGUGAUUAGUUAUUGUAUAUGUGUCAACAAGUAGGCGAUAUAAAACUUGUAAGCUAACAAUCUUAUUAACUCUGAAAUCGGCUUUGGAUUUCUUCAGGUUUGCCUGCAUACCCAGUCCUUUCUAUAGUCCUAGUGCUCCGUUGUGAAGCCUGUUGGUGUCAUUCGUAUGAAGUAUUAGUGCCUUUCUAUCCUGUUACUGUUCUCAGUGAAGUCUUUCAGCACUUGGCAGUAUAAAAAUUUUGGUAUGUGGAAAAUAGUGUGAGGAAGUUUGGCUUUCCACUGCUGCUGAGAUUACCAAAGCAUUGUUUUAGUAACUAUCUAGGUAUUUUUGCUCUGCAGAUGGCAAUAAAAUGCUGUGCUUAGGUGCAUUGCUUCUGUUUGCCAUGAAGCCGGUGUAUUAGCACUAAAAAAUCUAGGAUUGCGUAUCUUACUAUUUCUGAAUGGAAGAUAUGGAACAUAACUAUUUUUUCUUUGCUACAUAAAAUAUUUAUGCAAUUCUGCUGCAUCAGAUAUACUAACCUUCUUUCCAAGUGCUAAAUGUGUUCCUGAAGUAUUAAGACACUCUGUUUCUAGUUUUUUUUAGUUCUUCCCUAGCUUUUGUAGCACAGUGGGUGAGGAGAAACGACCCAUUUCCUCCUGUUGAGUUUGUUCCUCUGAGAUGUUUGGUUUGAAUUCCUGUAAAAACUAGUAAGUUUUGCUGGUAUUGCGCAUCCUGGAGAUAAUAUUUGUACUACAGAUGCUACCAAGGCUUUGUGAAUGGGAUGGACACGCUGCUAUUGACUACUUACUUACAGUAACCAGCAAGGCACUUCACUGGUGAUGUUUUCAUUCUCACGUUGUCCAAAACUGGGGUUUGCUUAUCCUAAUUUUUAAAAAGAGGAAGAAAUCAAGGUGGAGUACCGUAAACUUGACAUGGAUAAUAAAAGGAAAGACAAGGACAAGCCAGAUGAAAGAAUGGCACGGCCUAGUGGGAGGUCAGGCCAUAAUCCACGUGGAACUGGUUCUUCAAAUUCUGGAGUCUUAAUGGUUGGCCCUAACUUCAGAGUUGGCAAAAAAGUCGGAUGCGGUAAUUUUGGAGAACUACGGUUAGGAAAAAAUUUAUAUACAAAUGAAUACGUGGCAAUUAAGCUGGAGCCAAUGAAGUCGAGAGCACCACAGCUACAUUUGGAAUACAGAUUCUACAAGCAGCUAGGAUCUGGAGAUGGAAUACCUCAGGUUUACUAUUUUGGCCCAUGUGGCAAAUAUAAUGCUAUGGUGCUAGAACUACUUGGACCUAGUCUGGAAGAUUUAUUUGAUUUGUGUGGUAGGACAUUUUCUCUUAAAACCGUUCUUAUGAUAGCCAUACAGUUGAUUUCUCGUAUGGAAUAUGUCCAUUCAAAGAACUUGAUAUACAGAGAUGUAAAACCUGAGAACUUCUUAAUAGGAAGACCUGGAAACAAAACCCAGCAUAUUAUUCAUAUUAUAGAUUUUGGUUUGGCAAAGGAGUAUAUAGAUCCAGAAACAAAGAAGCACAUACCAUAUCGAGAACACAAGAGCCUUACAGGAACAGCUAGAUACAUGAGUAUAAAUACACAUUCAGGAAAAGAGCAAAGUAGAAGAGAUGAUUUGGAAGCUUUAGGUCAUAUGUUUAUGUAUUUUCUCAGAGGAAGCCUUCCAUGGCAAGGUUUAAAGGCUGAUACGUUAAAAGAACGUUACCAGAAAAUUGGAGACACAAAACGAACUACCCCUAUAGAAGUAUUAUGUGAAAACUUCCCAGAGGAAAUGGCUACAUAUCUACGUUACGUAAGAAGGCUAGAUUUUUUUGAAAAGCCGGACUAUGACUACUUAAGAAAGCUCUUCACAGACUUACUUGAUCAGAAAGGCUAUGUGUUUGAUUAUGAAUAUGACUGGAUUGACAAACAGUUGCCUACUCCGGUGGGUUCAAUACAUUCAGACCCUGCACUGUCUUCAAACAGAGAAGCCUAUCAGCACAGAGAAAAAAUGCAACAAUCCAAAAGUCAGUCGGCAGACCAUAGGGCAGCUUGGGACUCACAGCAAGCCAAUCAACAUCAUUUGCGGACUCACCUAGCAGCUGACAGACAUGGUGGCUCGGUACAGGUGCUGCUGUUUAUUCAAGCGGAGGAAAAGGAAAACCAUGCAGCGCCACAAGUGACUAGAACCAAACAGAACAUGGGAAAUUGCCUAUUUGUUCAACUGCUGUCUUGUGAUCCUAAAAAAAAGAAAACCUCCAUAAUGAGCACACGUUUUCCAAGGACUCCCUUAGAAACAAUGUCAUGCCUGUGUGCUUUGAUUUGGUCCUCCUUCAUCCAUCUUUUGUUUCUUCUAUUCAUCUAUUCUGAAAGCUUUAACGUUUUGUCAAAUAUGAGUGCUUCUUUGACCAUCAACCAAUGGACCAAGAAAACAGUACGAAUGAAGAGUAUCUUCAGCAAAACUAAGCUUGAGAAGUAUUUUUUCUGUCCUAGGAAGUACUAGCAGUGUCUUAGCUGAAGACAGAUACCGUAUAUUUGUUAUUUGAGUUCAUGGCAGCGUAUCAAAAGCACUUUUCUUCAAAAAUGCAGAAGAAAAAUACAGAUGUACAACGAUAGAAAAAUAAUGUUUUCUUUUCUGACCUUUUUUUUUUUAACCUUUUUUUCCCCCACCAUAUUACCGUUGUAGUCAAACUGUGUCAAUGUUAAACCCUGUCUGUGAUCCUGUGGUGCAGUCACUGUCUAGAGAUACUGCGGAUGCUGAUAUAACUGUUAACAGUUGUCUAAAUGCUGGUGAUACUGAUGAACAAAAUAUUGCCAGUAGCUUCUAGGUUUGAAAACCUGCUUUUAUUAUGCCUACAAUGGAAUUGUAGUACACUAGAAAUGACAAGAGUGUGUGUAUUAUACAAAGAAUACGGAAGUUUGUAUAAUUCAAAUUGUGCUUCCAGUGAUGUUAGUAAGAUGGAAAUACCUUCAAAAGAGAUCUACAGAGAAAUUAUAAAAUGAGAAAUAAAUGUGAAUCUGGAUACAGUGGAAUCACCGUUAAAGCCUAUGUGUUCACUAAGGUAAUUGAUGAUUGACAACAUCUUUAAACUGAAAAUAUGUAUGUGCCAUGUAAUGUUCAAGAUCUGUUUGUAAAUUGUUUUUAAUUUAGAAAGCAAAUGCAAUGGAAAUGAAUUAGGCUUUUUUUCUUCUCUGCAUACUAGUACAUAGCACCCAAAAUUUCCUGAAAUUUCUUUUCUUGGAAAUUUCUUGUCUUUCAGUGUAACGUCACUACUAUAGUAGGAUAGCAAGGAAGUGUCAGGUACUUCCCCACAGUCCAAUGAAGUGCCUGCAGUCUGAACAAACCAGCAAUUCUGUGGACAAUGCAGCCCACUUUAUAUUUUCUUCAGAAAAUAUAUACUUCUUUAAAGCCAUAGUGACAGAGGUGUGCUUUUCUCAUGUUUAGCUGCCAGUUAUUGAAGAAGGGUUUUGAAAAAUAAAUGUGACUACACAGAUUUGUUGAUCAAAACUCAGAUGAUAUCAAUUUUUUUUAGUUCUUCUAGACGUAGUUAGCAUUUUUUUCCUAUCCACAUAUGCCUUUUGGCAUACUUAUUUAUUUUUAAUCCGUUUUGUGGUAGCAUUUAAAAUAUAUGUUAAGAUAAAUGCACACCUUUGAAUUCACUACUACAUUUACAAGUAUUUGAACUGUAUUUUGUAAUUUAUUUUUCCUUAACAGCCCAAAGUAUAUUUUAUUGUUUGGAUUAUGUGCUCAUAUGUAUACUUUGAUAUUUGUCAUUAUUACUGUUCAUGACCUUAAGUUUUAGUUUUAAAAAACCUGAACUUGGCCUACAGAAACAUACUAUAUAACAGGUUGUAAGUUUCCACUCCACCAGUUUGUGUUAUUGAUUAUCUCAAACCCAUGAAGUUACUUCUCUGCUUUUAUUUGAACGGAAAAGGUAGGUUACUUGCCAUUCUCAUAUGAAAACACAUCCUUCUUUGUAGUACUUGACCAAAUUUGUUGCUUCAUAAGGUCUUAAGUACAUGUGGUAGGUGUAUUUUUCACACACCUGAUUAGUUUUAUUCUGAGAGGUUUUUGACCUGUACAGUGUUUGUAUAAUCUGAACUCUAUACAUGUAGAAAGAAAGUGUGUAUAUUAUUGACUUAAAAUAUUUGAAUAUAUAAGCUGUUUGUUUGCUGAAAUGACCAGUGUCUAGGGACUUGCUUUUCAGCAAUUUUUUUUAAGUGCUUGAUUUAAAUGCUGAAGAAAGUUUUCUUCUAGCAAAGCGGUCAGUACUAAUGCAGCUGUGUUCAGGUUAUGUCAUUAUGAUUCGCAUUUUUUUUUUCCUGAUUAAACUAAUGAAGUCAGCAUUGGCUGGGUGUCUAAUGAAAUACAUCCUAGUUUAAAUGUAAGAAAAAAAAAAUAUAGUUUUUUAAAACUUGCCUUUUCCCCCCCUUUGCUACAGUCUUGGAUGAAAUAGUGGGAGCUGUUAUUUUAAGAGUUGCUGAACAGUUUCGAUCUUGUUGGACAGCAAGGAAUUUGGAAAUGUGUUACUCAAAAUGCUACCUCAACAUUGCAGUUAUGUUUGCUUAGUUAACAUGUGUUAUUGCUAUAUGCUUUAAUAUAUCUAAUGAUAACAAUAGAGUGAAGACACUUGAAUGCGUUUGUAACUAGGAAGUCUACUCAGGGUCUCCAUGGAUUGAAGUCUAUGCUGUCUGUGCUACCUAGAAUAAAAGCUGCUACAGAUACUGUGA